Neodiprion fabricii is the source of this 5378-nucleotide messenger RNA. RefSeq lists its product as uncharacterized. Bases 33 to 3359 code for a protein of 1108 amino acids. The transcript has 16 exons. The record is from RefSeq and is a predicted model, not a curated record. Gene Ontology annotation, molecular function: protein binding. NCBI's taxonomy places the organism in Eukaryota, Metazoa, Arthropoda, Insecta, Hymenoptera, Diprionidae.
GCGACGGUCUGAACUCGCAUCGAAGUUGAGAUAUGACGAUAGCGAGCAACAUUGUCGUCGAGUGGCUGAGGUCGCUCCACCUCGGUCAGUACUCGGAGUCCUUCAUCGACAACGGCUACGACGAUCUCGAGAUAUGCAAGCAGAUCGGGGACCCGGACCUCGACGCCAUCGGCGUCUUCACCCAGGCCCACAGGACCCGGCUGCUGCAGUCGGUGAAGACCCUGAGGGAGGAGGGAGCGGCGAGCGUCUACUUCACCCUCGAGGAGACGAGCGACUGCCUCUGCAGCGACAACCUCAGCUCGAAGUCGUCGAGGACCUCCUCCGAACGCCCCCCCAGCGAGAAGGACGGGCAGCUGCAGCGCGCCUCUCCCACCGCAAGCUCCUCCAGCGGGGGGCAGGAACUCGCCAAGUUCAACGACGAGUACGAGGAGGGCAAGGCCGAGCUCGUCAGGAUACCCAGAAUACAGCUGAGGCUGCUCAUUCAGGAAAAACUCAGGCACGACGGCAUUCGACUCGCCUCCCAGCCCUACACCACACCGGAGGGCGAGCGAGGGUAUUUAGAGGGCCUCGCUUCGAGGUACGCAGACCUCUUCAGAACGCAUUACGGUGACGUUCUGGAACCACUCGAGGAGCUGCGACGCCGAGAAACUAACGUAUCCCCCAGAAUGGCCAACACUCAGCUCACCACAAGUCAUUCACAACCCAUUUACGUGCCCGGAAAAUACUCGGAAAAAAAGCCCUCGAGCUGCCUCAGUGACAAGGAAGAGGAUGAGAUAUACGGCUUCGGUUACGGAGUCUUCGGACGUCAAAUGCUGCAGCAGAGGCAGCAAAAACUUGCGCUUGCAACGCAAAACACAACGCCAACUGGCAAUCAACAAACCUACCAAAGCUGCCUCAGUCCGAGAUCGGCCUUCUUCUACGAAUUUCCACCAAACGAUCAGGGCCAGAACACGAGCAAGAAGAAAACAACGUUCUCAAGGCUGCUUCGGGGGCUGAAAACCCAUAGGAAGGAGAAACACGGUCAGCCACAGGGAUCGCCGAGACACGGACGGACGCGGAUGGGCGUUCCUCAAAGAGUCGAUACACCGGACAGUGUUUUGCAAAGUGGACUUGGACUAGGACCGGAAAUGGGACAUACGAUUCUCCGGUCGAUGGUCGACCCCAGAGACUACGACCGGCUGAGGUAUCUCCAGAUGAACGGCGGUCAGCCAAACAGUUUCGAAGAAACAAUUCACAGGCUCAAGGUCCAGGAGGCGCUGAGGAAAAAGGAGAAAUUUCACAAGGAGCAUGAAGAAAUACUGAGGGACAUCCGGCAAGGUUUAAUGCAGCUAGGACGGGAUGGACGAGGUCAGCUCCCAGGAGACGACACGUACAUGUACGACGAGGACGCCAGAUGUGGGGCGGCGGGGGCCGGGGGUCCAGGGCCAGUCCCGGGGGGGCCGGCCGGGCCCCCGGGGCAUCACUGGUACGACGAACCGCCCUACGAGUCCGAUCCUGAGGACUUCCUGAUGGGGGCAACCGGGGGUCCAGUGCCGACGGCGACGAUCCAGAACGGAAGAGUCUGCUUCACGCUGAAUCUUCGCCCUGAGAACAGGGGCGAGGGGGUUAUCUCGCUACGUACCGCCGGGGACAUCAGUCUCCCUCGGGACCGAUCUCGGAAACCUCACGCGAUGUCGACCAUGCGGGGACUCAUACUUCCUCAGGGGCACAACAACCCUCCGACAAUCAUACCCCUGACGCAUUCGCGAGCCUCGAGAGAAAGCGGCGACUACGCCAGCAGUGACGUACAGAGCCGCAGUAGCGGGGAGGAGGGAAUUUCCCCGAGCCAAAGCAGCGACUACGAGGAUCAAGAAGAGAUCGAAAGUCAACAUUUGGCCGCUGUUCACACAUCGGAGGCGAGUGCUCUUCUGGAAAGCGACGCUCGGGCCGGAAUCGCUGGUCGAGCCAGGAACCUGAGGCACGACGUUCAACGCAAGAUAUCCCGGCUCCGCCAAGACAGAGCUUCGUCCGAAGCUUUUCCCUGCAGCGCGAGCAGCGUGGAAAGCCUUCCGAGUGGCAGCGGUUCCAGCACUCAGGCGCUGGUAAGAGCUGGCAGCAAUCACAGCUCGAUUUCCUGCGAGGAAAGGGAGACGGUCAGCCCUUCCUCGAUCGGGCCCGUUCUUUGCAGGGCCCGAGCCCUCGUCGACUACACGCCGAGUCCCUACGACAAGGAUGCCCUCAAGUUCAAGAAGGGGGACGUUAUCGACGUCGUUCAGAUGAACACCAGCGGUUUGUGGCGGGGCGUCGCUCACAAUCGCCUUGGACACUUCAAGUUCAUAAACGUCGAAAUCCUGAACGAGAGGGUACAGCGGCGCGGUGAACCUGAACGGGGAAAAUGGGGUCACAGGUACCGGCAGAAGCCCGGAUCCGUCGAGGAGCUGCUCCAGAGAAUGAAUCUUCAGGAACACAUUUCCGUAUUCGUCCUCAACGGCUACGAGGACUUGGAGCUCUUCAGGGAACUCGAACCGGCGGACCUCGAUUACCUCGGUAUCCAGCAGCCGGAGCACCGGGCGAAGAUUCUGACGGCGGUCCAACUGCUCCACGACCUUCACUCCGGAAGCGAAGGGGACCUGGCGUCCAGUUCCGAAGGGGACGACAUGACCCGACUGGCGUUAAGCUCGGGUCAGACUUCCGGACACUGUUCGCCGUUCAGCCGUCGACAGUUCCCGCGGGAUUCCGGCUGCUACGACGCCCACAAGAACUCGAAUCGUCGAGGGACGUCGGAGAGUCCCGAGAGCAAGAAGCUCUCCCGUGAGAACAAUCUCGACCUGAACGCCGGGCCGCAGGUCAAGGGCGGCGAUAUCGCGGGGGGCAUAAUCGAAGCGAAGAGCGACAACUUCCUGCCCAACAUCCCCGUCUCGGGGAGCAACCCCGGGGGGGCCGGAGUGGGGGGCGCUCACGGUCAGUUCGAGCGGCCGGUUCUGAGGGGCGGCAACGUCAGGUUCGUCGCGAAGCGUGCCAACUGCCCCCCGAACUUCGCCGAUCCCAGCGUCGUGAUCGAGGACUCGUGCGAGGGCAGCCACAAGCUGAGCAUGGUCAAGUACGUGGUGGGGGGAAGCUCGGACCUCGGACUCGGAUGCGAGAGCGGAAACGCAUCGGCAAGCCUCGGGCAGCGUGGCUGCUUGAGCGAAAAGUCGAGCGACUCGGGGGUCAGCUCGUCCAGCUUGAGCUCGGCGCCGCCCCCCAGGGACAAGGCCCUAGCCGCCACGGCGGUCACCGAAUCCCCGACGAAGACCUUCAGCAACUUCAACCGCGGCUCGCCGACCUCCCAAGGAUCCGCCGGCAAGAGUCAGCACGGCGAGACACCCGGGUACCGGUGAACUCCUCGUUCACUAGCCAGUUACUUACAUGCCUCUUAUAUUUUCCUAAUUCUCGCUCAAGGUAAGUCUACCGGUUAUUCAUCCUGUCCCAAUUAUUGACCGUUUUCUUUUUUUAUUCGCCAUAUCUGUUUCAUCCUUAGUUGUAAAAUUACGAAAGAAUAACAUUACACCGUCUAACCUUCUAGAAAUUGGUCCCGUGGAUUUAUAAUUUUGGAAAAUAAAAGAGUCAAUUAUUGGGGCUAAAUUGUGUCAAUAACUGGUACACUUGUCUUACUUAUGUUUUCACUGCCGCCAGGCAGGCCUCGUUCGAGGUAGCGUCGACUCGAUCUGUUUAUAGAGGUAGAAGCAAUCUUUUUCAAUUGAAUUUGAUUUUUGAUUCCAAGCGAGCUAAUUCGUAUCUUCUGAUGCAUACGUCAACCAAAUACCGGGUAGAAAAUUGAAGCGGUAAAUAUUUGAAAGAAUUUAAACGACGAACCGGAGGACAGAGAAUGAUUUUGAAGGAGAGCUCCCAAUUAGUAUUUACCUGCCGAUCUUUGUUGUUGGCCAAUCACUCCUUUCAGCUUAUUACAAGCACGGCCAGUUCGAGUAUUUUUAUUCGAAGACCCACAUCGACGCGUUUCAUCAUCCGCCUCGUCAAGAGUCUGGCCGCGAGUUAAUUCCAAUUAAAUCUGACCAUUAUCUCUAACCGGUAAUAACUGCAGCUGUGCGUGCGUAAAUUGGAUGGCUCCUCUAUCACUGUUGCCGGUUUCACUGGUUCAAUCGAGAUUGGUUCGGCUUUCGGUAUCGGUAUUUUCACUGCUUCGUUGCGAACGGAGCGUGAGAGAGGGAGAGAGAACGAUGAAAAAAAGUGAACGGAAACUCGGGCGGAAGAGAGAAACAACGUAAAAAAAAUUUCUGAUAAAAAAUCGGAACAAUUUUGAGCGAGGUCUCAGUCUUUAAUAGUAGUUGUACGUGGUAUAAUCAACGACCGACAAUCCCCCAUCAAAAUAUGAAAUUACAUAUAAUAAGUGAUGUACCUUAGAUACUCUGUUCGUUAAAACUACGACUACGUAGGUAUAUUGACGAUCUAUCGCGAAUUCGCGAUUUUAGUAAAUGUAUAUAUAUAUAUACUUGAAUGUAUUAUUAAUACUGAUGAUGACGAUGAUUGCACGCUGAUGAUGAUCGAAGAAGGGUAUUUUGGAGCUUCAAAAGAUUAACAAGGUUGAAUUCAAAUGACGCAAGAACUGCGAUAUUUCGUUGUAAAUAUUGUAUAAUUUUUAAUAUCAAUUUGGAAAAUGUUUUGUAUUAAGAAAAAAAAAAAAAAAACAUGUAUGCACGUACGUAUGUACAUACAUGCAUACAUUACAUACAUAAUACCCUUGCCAAAACUUAAUACGAGAUAAUUACAUACUUAUUAAGCGAUGAAUGAUAAUAUGAAUAACGAUAAUAACCGUAAUCACGUUGGAUCCCCUGUAUAUCUUUGUAUAGUGUAAAUGAUAGAUAAAUAUCACAUUUGUAGAGAGAGAAUGAGAGUUAGAAAGUUGAAGAGAGGACUCGGAACGGUGUGUUAAUCACAGAUAUACGAUGUAUACCUACAAUAUGUACUUGAAUCAUACAAAGGUAUACGACACUGUCCGAACUCUCUCCCUCUGUGCUUGUGCGCGCAUGUGUAAAUUAUUGUUAAAAACUUAUCUUCCGUUUCCUUAUCAUCGUUAUUAGUAUUUUGCGUUUAUCAUUCUUCAUAGACGAGCGCGUGGAUCUGAAAAUCCCGUGCUAUUAAACUGAAAAUCAAUGAACACACUUUACGUAGAAAUAAAUAUAAGAAAUAAAGUAAGCUGCAUGCUCAUCCCAAUUCUAUUCGCAAUCUUUCGUAGAAAUUAUCAUCAUUAUGCUUUUCAACUGUGGCAACAUUGAAUUUAAAUUGUAAAUGAAUUACUUUUUCUUCUUCUUCUUUUUUUUUUUUUUACCUAUUUUAAACCUCAUUUCCGUGUACAAUUUGUCGAUUUCUUCCGUCGAUAAAUUACACACAUAUAUAUAUAU